AUGCUGUUCGGCAACGAGGCCCCCUUCCAUCUGAAGCCAAUUCCGUAUCGCGGUGUCUGGAGGCACCAGGCAGAGGUUCUGCAGCAUCCUCCCGGCUAUCAGCACCCGAUCAUUCCUCUCCCGCCGUGCUCAGCAUCGAACAACACAGCAGUACGGCCAGGCACGAGCAGCACCUUGGCGCACUCGUCGCUCUCGUCUGUCUCUCCUUCCCCAGAAGCCUCGGUGAAGCCAAGCAUCACUGCUGGGACGUCAUCAUAUACAACAUCAAAGCACUGCGCUGCUGCUCCUGCACUCAACAAUGUAGUGCCACCGCACUUACUACAGCAGCAUCAGCGCCACCCGCGCAUGGACUGUGACAGCGGGCGUGGCGGGGAUGCAUUUUUAGCGGACGCGCAGCGCCUUGAUGCUGAUAUGACAGUCGACGCGGCUCUUCGUCAGGAUCGAUUGUGCAGGCGUCAAAAGCUCCGUGAGUACCAGCAGGCUCGCCACGAGCGGGCGGCGGCGCGUGAGGCGGCACUACAAGCUACCCGCAACGCGGCCAUUGAGGCAGCGCAGAGGCGACUUGCCAACGUAGCGGGCACGGCGCGCAAGAACCGUGAGCAAGACGACCGUGAUCCUAUCACUCACCAAUGCUACACAGUGGAGGCGGAGCAGAAGGUGAUGCGCCACAACGCUGAGGUGCGCACCCGCUACGCCGCACGCCAGCAGUUUCUCAGCCGGCAGAUGAACUCGACGGAGUACAACAUCCUUACAUGGAAGCUUCGAUAG
This is a messenger RNA of Leishmania braziliensis MHOM/BR/75/M2904, 768 nucleotides long. RefSeq lists its product as hypothetical. The transcript has a single exon. Lineage: Eukaryota; Euglenozoa; Kinetoplastea; Trypanosomatida; Trypanosomatidae. The coding region runs from base 1 to 768 and encodes 255 amino acids. The record is from RefSeq and is a predicted model, not a curated record.